Dreissena polymorpha is the source of this 1875-nucleotide messenger RNA. RefSeq names its product heat shock 70 kDa protein 12A-like. The record is from RefSeq and is a predicted model, not a curated record. Gene Ontology annotation, molecular function: ATP-dependent protein folding chaperone; ATP binding. Lineage: Eukaryota; Metazoa; Mollusca; Bivalvia; Myida; Dreissenidae. The coding region runs from base 1 to 1875 and encodes 624 amino acids. The transcript is spliced from 6 exons.
AUGGCGACCAAGAUCGCUAUCACGCAAGUUGCAAUUCCGCGAGAGACACGUCUCAAGACGACGCUUCCGGCACUCAACGAGAAACGCCCCGUGAUCGAGAAACAGAACACCGCGUUCAACUUUACAUCGCAUCGGCCCGCAGUGUUCAUGCAAGAUGAAAACUCGUUUACAUACGUGGCCGCGAUUGAAAUUGGCACUUCCUAUUCCGGGUAUGCGUACGCACCCCGGAAGGAUGGAAAGUUAAUUGCCAAGGACAUUGACAGGUCACUCGAAACGCUACGGACACCAUCUUGUUUGCUGCUGAACGAGAAAAAGGAGUUCGAGGCGUAUGGAUACGACGCCGAACGCAUGUAUAUAGAGUUGAUUAAAGAGGGAAGGGACAAGACCGGGUACUACUUUCGCAGAUUCCGACCGAAAUUAAUUGGAGUAAAGGACCUUCGCGGCGACUCCCACAUUACUGACGAGAAUGGGAAGACGAUGUCCGCAAUGAAGGUGUUCACUUUCGCUAUCCGGUACCUGAAAAGCCAGCUCCUUAACGAUCUCUGUCUGAGGGGAAUCGACGCCGAGGCGGAGGACAUCCGGUGGGUGGUGACUGUUGCCGGCUUCACGGACGAACUCACCAAGCAGUUUAUGAGGAAAGCUGCGUGUCAAGCCGGUCUCCCGGAUGCGAAGGUUAUUCUGUGCCUGGAACCGGAAGCAGCCUCCUUGUUCUGUCAGCACAUGCCAUCGAACGCUCUCUCGGAGAAGCUGCCCAUAUUCAAAUCCGGUACUAAGUACGUCCUCGCCGAUAUAGGAGGUGGCCUUACUGAUAUUGCGAUUCACGAGAAGCGCCGCGAGAGUCUGCGAGAAGUGAGCCGCGGUCUGGGAACCAAACUCGGAGCCGGGGCCGUGGACAAUAUCUUUGUACAGUUUCUGUACAAGCUUUUAGGGGACAAGAUUGCGGACGAUUUCAUGAACACAUAUAGGAAGGAGUUUCUUGGAAUGAUGCGAGAUUUCGAGCACCGGAAGAAGACUGUUACCCCUCUAGCUACCUCUUGUCUGGAACUGAAGGUUCCACCAUGUUUACAUGUGCUUUGUCAGAAGGCGCAGUAUAAUGACAACUUAUCAAACGUCGUGUUUCGUUCGGUAUAUAAAGGUCAUGUAAAAUAUACCACUAACAAGUUUGUUAUAGACGCCGUUGUCAGCAACGAAUUCUUUAGAGCGAUCACCAAGGAGAUGGCAAAGGUCAUCAAUCACUCACUCACGGCGUUGAAAACUAGCAAGGACAUUCACAUUCUCGUUCUAACUGGAGGAUUCGCAGAAUCUGCAGUUGUUCAGGAGAUAAUGCAUCAGGAACUGGUAGGAAAAUCACAAAUCAAGCAAAUUAUUGUCCCGCCGGACGCAGAUGUGGCGGUGCUGAAAGGUGCCGUCAUUUACGGAAACAAUCCAAACGGCAUUUCGUGUCGCGUUAACCGUCAUACCAUUGGGAUUCGGAUUGCACGCUUAUACAACCCGGAAAUGCACCCAGAAGAAAAGAGGCAGGUGCUUAACGGAGGCGUGGAGUAUAUCUUAGACGUUUUCUCGCCGUUUUUGACAAUCGGUACCCGUGUUCCAGUGGGAUUCGUCUCUCACCAGGCGCUUACAACAACCGAACCGUUCCAGAAAUCAAUCGAAAUCGACCUCUACGAGUCGUCGGAACUAUCACAUAAUUUCGUGACUGAGGAAGGCUGCAUCCCGAUGGGAAAGCUAGAUUUUCCGAUCCCGGAUCCCUCUGUAGAGGCGAGGACUGUAUUUGUUGACGUAAUCCUCGGAGGCACAGAGUUAAACGUUAUAGUGUUGGACAAAAAAUCAAACAUUCAAAACAAGUACCAUUAUCCGCCUCUGAAACAGAAGUGA